Molecule: messenger RNA, 393 nt
Organism: Podospora anserina S mat+
Lineage: Eukaryota; Fungi; Ascomycota; Sordariomycetes; Sordariales; Podosporaceae
Exons: 3
Coding region: 1-393 (130 amino acids)
Source: RefSeq, a predicted model, not a curated record
AUGAAGCUCACCCUCUCAGCCCUCACCGUCGCCCUCGCGGCCCUCCCCGAGCUCGCCUCGGCCGGGUUCGCGGCUUCUUGUUCUUGGUCCUGGCAGGAGCCAAAGUACGUGGUCGCCACUUGCGCCAAGAAGGACGGGACGCCCUGGCGGACGAGGCAGGACAUGAAUUUGUGUGUGGGGGUUGAUCGGUUCACUGGGAGGCUUGUUUCAAGGGAUACUGGCAACGCCUUCCUUGAAUGCUGGAACACGAGAAAGGACGGCAACACGGACCUCAAGUCUACGUGCUGGAACUGGGACGAGGAGGAGGUGAGGGGGAAUUUGAAUAUUGAUGCGUACAUGCAGAAUUUGGAUGGGUGGUUGUGGUGCCAUGGGCAUCGGAGCGCGCCUUAUUAG